AAAUACUCACAAUUAUUUUUGAAAAAUAAAUAUUUGUUCUUCUCUAGAUUUCUAAAAACCACCCAAUCAAAAAUCACUCAUAAUUAGUACUCUCCUCCCUCUAAUCCCUAAUCCAAAAAAAAAGCCCUCUUCUUUAUCUUCUGCUAUUACAACAUAAAUGAAGCCACUUUAAUAAAUCAUUUUUUUCUGCUCAAUGCUGGAUCUGCUAAGCCCAAUUCAUGUUUCAACUCGGUUGUGGAAAUGUUGACUUGACACCUGAAUUGCCAUGAGCCAGGCUGAAUUAUCAAAGAUGAAAGCUCCUCUUGUUCCGCUUGGGGCUUUGAUCGGUCGUGAGCUUAGGAAUGAGAAAGUUGAAAAACCAUUUGUGAAGUAUGGACAAGCUGCUUUGGCUAAGAAAGGAGAGGAUUACUUUUUGAUUAAACCUGACUGCCAGAGGAUUCCCGGAGACUCGUCAACGUCUUUUUCUGUCUUUGCGAUUUUUGAUGGGCAUAAUGGUAUAUCAGCUGCCAUAUUUACAAAAGAGAGCUUAUUGGACAAUGUUUUGAGUGCAAUCCCCAAGGAAAGUAGUCGGGAAGAAUGGCUUCAAGCCCUUCCUCGAGCAUUAGUUGCAGGUUUCGUGAAAACUGACAUAGAAUUUCAGCAGAAACGUGAAACUUCUGGGACAACCGUUACAUUUGUUGUGAUAGACGGGUGGACUGUGACUGUUGCAUCUGUGGGGGAUUCACGAUGUAUAUUGGACACACAGGGUGGGGUAGUGUCGCUGUUAACAGUUGAUCAUAGGUUAGAAGAGAAUGAAGAAGAGAGGGAGCGUGUAACUGCAAGUGGGGGUGAAGUAGGAAGGCUCAAUAUUUAUGGUGGCAAUGAGGUCGGUCCAUUGCGCUGCUGGCCAGGUGGAUUAUGUCUAUCUCGGUCAAUUGGGGACACAGAUGUUGGGGAGUUCAUUGUCCCUGUACCACAUGUAAAGCAAGUGAAGCUAUCAAACACUGGGGGAAGACUCAUUAUUGCUUCUGAUGGUAUUUGGGAUGCUUUAUCCUCUGAUACGGCUGCAAAGUCUUGUCGGGGUUUACCUGCAGAGAUUUCUGCCAAGUUGGUUGUUAAGGAAGCUUUAAGAUCAAGGGGCUUGAAGGAUGAUACAACUUGCCUUGUUGUUGAUAUAAUCCCAUCUGAUGUUCCAGUCUUACCUCCCAUGCCGAGAAAAAAGCAAAAUAUGAUCAGUUCACUUUUUGGAAAGAAUCCUUUAAUUCCUUUGAACAGAGCAACAAAUAAGCUUUCUGCUAUUGGAAUGGUAGAGGAGUUGUUUGAAGAGGGUUCUGCUAUGCUCGCAGAAAGAUUGGGCAAAGAUACUCCAUUAAAUGUAAAUUCCGGCUUGUACAGAUGCGCAGUGUGUCAAGUGGAUGAAGCCCCAACUGAAAUUUUAUCAGUAAACUCGGGUUCCUUUCUCUCUCCUGGAUCACAGCCAUGGGAAGGCCCUUUCCUCUGCCCUAAAUGUCAAAAAAAGAAAGAUGCCAUGGAAGGGAAAAGGCCUACCAGACCCACAAUAACCGCAUAGAAGCACUUUAUCCGGUAACAGAGUAAAUAUUUGUCGAAUUUUUUCCGCUGGAAGUACGAUGAAGCUUGGUUAUUUUUUUCUUUUUUUGAUUUGAUGGUAGUGAUUAUAAUAGAUGUAUAAGCAAAUGAGGUAGAAAUGUAGUGCAUAGGUGUCUGUUUUACAAUUGGUUGUGUCGAAUUCCGGUUUGUUCGAGCUUUUGCUAAACUGACAAAAGACUUCAGAUGCCCCUCUGAUAGACAUGGUUGUGAUAGUUUGAUUGCUAACUGCUUGAAGUUGUAAGUAAAAACUGAAGGUUGCUAAGCGAUGUGUUCAUUGCAGCAGCUUCUUCCUUCUUGUCCGAGUGGAAAUUAUCAUCUUGUGCAA
Messenger RNA from Mercurialis annua (annual mercury), 1912 nucleotides. RefSeq names its product probable protein phosphatase 2C 5. Gene Ontology annotation, biological process: protein dephosphorylation. The coding region runs from base 266 to 1549 and encodes 427 amino acids. NCBI's taxonomy places the organism in Eukaryota, Viridiplantae, Streptophyta, Magnoliopsida, Malpighiales, Euphorbiaceae. Gene Ontology annotation, molecular function: protein serine/threonine phosphatase activity. The transcript has 8 exons. The record is from RefSeq and is a predicted model, not a curated record.